CUGCCCCACUCUUGCUGUUAAGAUAUAAACCUCAUCCCACCGUUGUCCACCCCGUUAACAAGCUUACAAGCAAGAGACUAGCUAUCAGCGCUAUAUUGGUAGCUGCUGCUUUGAGGUCUCGUUUCCUUUGCUCGAAAAAUUGGUCCCCCAGAUAGCAACUCCUGGGCUUGGGGGAUCUGCCAUGGCUACAAACGGCCUUUCUGUUUCCGAUGCGGUCGCUCUGGCGCAGCAGCUAGCAGCGACGUCCUUGAGUGAUACAUUACCUGAAAAUCCAGAGGAUCAUGUAUCUUUCUUUGGAGAGGAGGUUAUUGGAGCAGUUGACGCAAACCUAUGUUUGAGAGACCUUUAUUUGAACGCAACAGCAGAAAACAUGACAAAGAUCAUAAACCAGCUGGAAGAUCGAUUGCGCACUGGCCAAGGAGAAACGCUGUUCGAGAUAGGUCUUGAAGAGGACGGAGGAUCUAUGAAUUUGACACAGAGUGAAUUUGAUAUGUGCUUAGAAACUAUUCGACGCGCUGCCGACAAGCUCAACGCCGACGUGACAGUGAUACAUCAGCGGAACACGGUAGUAUUAACAUCCUCUGGGAAAAGCGCGCAAGAAGAAGGGAGGAGCAAUGCGGACGCUUCCAAGGACUACUUCUACGCCCAUGCUCUGAUUAGACGGCGACCUGGCAAGGUGGAGGACAUGACAGAACUGCGUAUUUGCGUGGUUGGAAAUGUCGAUGCUGGAAAAUCAACUUUGUUGGGUGUCUUGACUAAAGACAUGCUGGAUGACGGUCGCGGAAGAGCUCGCGUCAAUCUCUUUCAGCACAAACAUGAGAUUGAGAGUGGGAGAACUAGCUCUGUUGGGAUGGAAAUCAUGGGGUUUGAUUCCAAAGGGAAUGUAAUCACUCCCUCAAUGCUCGGCAAGGCUAAGCUGACCUGGGAUGACAUCUGCUUGCAUUCGCCUAAGGUGUUGACUUUCAUGGACUUGGCUGGUCACGAAAAGUACUUGAAAACGACCGUAUUUGGGAUGACGGGAACCAGUCCAGACUUUGCUAUGCUCAUGAUUGGUUCAAAUGCUGGGAUAAUUGGAAUGACGAAAGAGCAUCUCGGUUUAGCAUUGGCCCUCAACGUGCCGGUGUUCAUCGUCAUAACCAAAAUCGACAUGUGUCCGAGUAACGUACUGGAGAGCACUAUUAGCCAGCUUACUAAAAUACUGAAGAGUUCUGGGUGCCGUAAGAUUCCCAUGUUCAUCAACACGGUCGGCGAUGUGCUGGUUACCGCGGGUAAUUUCGUCAGCGAACGAAUUUGCCCCAUUUUCCAAGUAUCCAACGUCACUGGCCAAGGCUUGGAUUUGUUGAAGCUCUUCCUGAAUGUCAUCCAUGCAAACGGUAUUGGAAAGUAUAACCCAGACCAGCCGGUCGAGUAUCAGAUCACGGAUACAUUCAGCGUGCCCGGUGUUGGUACUGUCGUCAGUGGAACUGUCAUUAACGGCAUCGUGCAUGUUGGAGACCAGUUGCUCUUGGGACCCGAUGCGAACGGACAUUUCAUGUCGACAAUGGUGAAGUCAAUACACAGGAAGCGCGUCAAUGUUCCUGUUGCAUUAGCAGGACACAGCGCUUCCUUCGCCUUGAAGAAAGUCAAACGUGCGGGUAUUCGGAAGGGCAUGGUGAUGCUGAGCAAAAAUGCCGCUGCGAAGGCCGUUUACGAAUUUGAGGCGGAAAUUCUUGUUUUGUAUCACAGUACUACUAUCUCGCAGAAGUAUCAGGCGAUGUUGCAUUGUGGAUGUGUUAGACAAACGGCAAAGAUUAUUGGAAUGGACAAGCAAGUAUUACGAACCGGCGACCGUGCGUUUGUGCGAUUUCGAUUCAUUCAGCACCCUGAAUAUCUCAAGGAGGGAACGCGAUUACUGUUCCGUGAAGGUCGAACGAAAGGAGUUGGAAAGGUCGUCCGAUUAUUCACUGAAGCCGAAGCUCUUAAGCCCAAUCCACACCCGCAGGAGGACGUCAACACUGCCCGGAAGAAACCUCCAAAUAACCCACCAUCAGGAUCCUCUCCAUUAGCAAUUGAAAAGAAGACAUCUCGACGACAUCAUCAUCACGGUGGGGGUCAUGGAACCACUAAGGCAGAUACCGGCCAUCACAGAACGGGAGGAGGGGCCAGCGUCGCAGUAAAGACGUAACGUCCCUAAUGCUCUUCCGCGGUAUUGUACGAUAGUGCCGUACCACACACGAGGUCGCCGUUCUCGCAUUUCUCUGCUGUGGAAAAGAUGUUUUUACUGUAAAUGCUUUCAUUGUUUUGUGGAUGGGUUCAUGAGGAGUAUAUAUUUCAUUUAAUGAGCCAAAGGCAUUUUAAUGAGCCAAAGGCAAUAAGGCAAUUAGUCUUUCGAGGAGCAUUGUGCACCAUAGGAAAAUUUAAAAAUUACAAGACUUUCGUAAAUAAUCUUGUC
This is a messenger RNA of Spizellomyces punctatus DAOM BR117, 2431 nucleotides long. RefSeq lists its product as uncharacterized. Gene Ontology annotation, biological process: translational elongation. Gene Ontology annotation, molecular function: GTPase activity; translation elongation factor activity; GTP binding. Lineage: Eukaryota; Fungi; Chytridiomycota; Chytridiomycetes; Spizellomycetales; Spizellomycetaceae. The record is from RefSeq and is a predicted model, not a curated record. The coding region runs from base 182 to 2164 and encodes 660 amino acids. The transcript has 11 exons.